Molecule: messenger RNA, 4572 nt
Organism: Varanus komodoensis (Komodo dragon)
Lineage: Eukaryota; Metazoa; Chordata; Lepidosauria; Squamata; Varanidae
Gene: ROBO2
Product: roundabout guidance receptor 2
Exons: 28
Coding region: 1-4572 (1523 amino acids)
Molecular function (GO): protein binding
Source: RefSeq, a predicted model, not a curated record
AUGCUCUCUUCAGGUCAGGGUGAAGGGUCCCGUCUUCGUCAGGAAGACUUUCCACCUCGAAUUGUUGAACAUCCAUCAGAUGUAAUUGUUUCUAAAGGGGAGCCAACUACUUUGAACUGUAAGGCUGAAGGAAGGCCAACUCCUACUAUUGAAUGGUACAAAGAUGGAGAGCGUGUGGAAACUGACAAAGAUGAUCCCCGCUCACACCGCAUGCUGCUUCCUAGCGGAUCUUUAUUUUUCUUACGAAUUGUACAUGGACGCAGGAGCAAACCAGAUGAAGGAAGUUAUGUGUGUGUUGCAAGGAACUAUUUGGGGGAAGCUGUGAGUCGUAAUGCAUCCCUGGAAGUAGCCUUGCUACGGGAUGAUUUCCGGCAAAACCCUACAGAUGUUAUUGUGGCAGCAGGUGAACCAGCUAUUUUAGAGUGCCAGCCUCCUCGAGGUCAUCCUGAGCCCACUAUCUACUGGAAAAAAGACAAAAUUCGAAUUGAUGACAAAGAAGACCGAAUCAGUAUCCGAAGUGGAAAGCUUAUGAUUUCAAACACAAGAAAGAGUGAUGCUGGAAUGUACACAUGUGUUGGCACCAAUAUGGUGGGAGAACGGGACAGUGAUCCAGCAGAGCUGACUGUCUUUGAACGACCCACAUUUCUCAGGAGACCAAUCAACCAGGUGGUUUUGGAAGAAGAAGUUGUAGAAUUCAGAUGCCAGGUACAGGGAGAUCCUCAGCCAACAGUCCGUUGGAAGAAAGAUGAUAAUGACUUGCCAAGAGGAAGAUAUGACAUCAAAGAUGACUACACCUUGCGUAUUAAAAAGGGAAUGAGCUCAGAUGAGGGAACCUAUACAUGCAUAGCUGAGAACAGGGUUGGAAAAGUUGAAGCAUCUGCUACUCUCACAGUUCGAGGUGAGUACCGCACUCCUCCACAGUUUGUGGUAAGGCCACGUGAUCAGAUUGUCACCCAGGGCCGAACAGUGACAUUUCCAUGUGAAACCAAAGGGAAUCCCCAGCCAGCUGUGUUUUGGCAAAAAGAAGGCAGCCAAAAUCUUCUUUUUCCAAACCAGCCUCUCCAGCCCAAUGCCAGGUAUUCUGUGUCACCAACAGGAGACCUUACUAUUACCAAUAUCCAGAGAUCUGAUGCAGGCUACUACAUCUGCCAAGCACUCACUGUUGCUGGAAGCAUUUUAGCAAAGGCUCAGUUGGAAGUUACAGAUGUUUUAACAGAUAGGCCUCCACCCAUCAUUCUUCAAGGACCUGUAAACCAGACACUGGCAAUAGAUGGAACAGCUUUGCUGAAAUGCAAGGCUACUGGUGACCCACUGCCUGUUAUCAGCUGGUUAAAGGAAGGAUUCACUUUUCUGGGCAGAGAUCCAAGGACAUCUAUGCAAGACCAAGGAACCUUGCAAAUUAAACCUUUACGAAUAUCUGAUACUGGAACAUAUACAUGUGUUGCCACAAGUUCAAGUGGGGAAACAUCUUGGAGUGCUGUGCUAGAUGUGACAGAGUCUGGGGGAGCAACAGUGAGCAGAAAUUAUGAUUUAAAUGAUCUCCCAGGCCCACCAUCCAAGCCUCAGGUCACCGAUGUCACGAAGAAUAGUGUCACUUUGUCUUGGCAGCCAGGCACUCCUGGAAACCUACCUACUAGUGCAUAUAUCAUUGAGGCUUUUAGUCAGUCGGUGAGCAAUAGUUGGCAAACAGUUGCUAAUCAUGUAAAAACAACACCUUACACUGUGAGAGGACUUCGUCCAAAUACAAUUUACCUGUUUAUGGUGAGAGCUAUCAACUCACAAGGUUUGAGUGAUCCCAGCACCAUGUCAGACCCUGUCCGAACCCAAGAUAUCAGCCCACCAGCACAAGGUGUGGAUCACAGGCAAGUCCAAAAAGAGCUUGGUGAUGUCAUUGUACGGUUGCAUAAUCCUGUUGUGCUGACCCCUACCACAGUUCAAGUUACCUGGACGGUUGACCGCCAAUCCCAAUUUAUUCAAGGUUAUCGAGUCAUAUAUCGGCAGACAUCAGGAUUACCCUCCCCUUCUGCAUGGCAGACCCUAGAAGUCAAAGUUCCCAUAGAGCGCAGUGCUGUCUUAGUCAAUUUGAAAAAAGGGGUUACUUAUGAAAUUAAAGUUCGACCCUACUUCAAUGAGUUUCAAGGGAUGGACAGUGAAUCAAAAUCUGCACGUACUACAGAAGAAGCUCCAAGUGCCCCUCCACAAUCUGUUACUGUUCUGACAGUUGGAAGCCACAACAGUACCAGCAUCAGCAUUUCUUGGGAUCCUCCACCUCUAGAUCACCAAAAUGGAAUAAUUCAAGAAUACAAGAUCUGGUGCUUGGGUAAUGAAACAAAAUUUCAUAUUAACAAGACUGUAGAUGCAGCCAUUCGCUCUGUCGUGAUUGGAGGCCUCUAUCCAGGUAUUCAGUACAGAGUAGAAGUUGCAGCCAGUACAAGUGCAGGUGUAGGAGUGAAAAGUGAACCUCAACCCAUAGUAAUUGGAAGUCGUAAUGAAGUUGUCAUCACCGAAAACAACAAUAGCAUAACAGAGCAAAUAACAGAUGUUGUUAAGCAACCUGCCUUUAUAGCUGGAAUUGGUGGUGCUUGCUGGGUAAUACUGAUGGGUUUCAGUAUCUGGCUGUACUGGCGCAGAAAGAAGAGGAAAGGCCUCAGCAAUUAUGCAGUUCAGUCGUUCACCUUCACCCCUGCAGUCACCUUUCAAAGAGGAGAUGGUGGACUUAUGAGCAACGGAAGUCGUCCAGGACUGUUAAAUGCAAGUGAUCCCAGUUAUCCUUGGCUUGCGGAUUCUUGGCCUGCCAGCAGUCUUCCAGUAAACAACAGUUCUAGUGGGCCAAAUGAUCUUGGGAAUUUUGGUCGUGGAGAUAUAUUGCCUCCAGUGCCAGGCCAAGGGGAUAAAACUGCCACAAUGCUUUCUGACGGAGCCAUCUAUAGCAGCAUUGACUUCACUACCAAAACUAGUUACAACAGUUCAAGUCAAAUAACACAGGCAACCCCAUAUGCCACAACGCAGAUACUGCAUUCCAACAGCAUCCAUGAAUUGGCAGUCGAUUUACCAGACCCCCAGUGGAAAAGUUCAAUUCAGCAAAAAACGGACCUAAUGGGAUUUGGUUACUCUUUGCCUGAUCAGAACAAAGGCAACAAUGCCUUACUUUACAUCCCUGACUACCGAUUGGCUGAGGGAUUGUCUAAUAGAAUGCCACACAACCAGUCACAGGAUUUCAGCACAACCAGCUCUCACAACAGCUCAGAAAGAAGUGGCAGCCUCUCAGGUGGGAAAGGAGGGAAGAAAAAGAAAAACAAAAAUACUUCCAAGCCUCAGAAAAAUAAUGGGUCUAACUGGGCCAGCAUUCCUCUUCCACCCCCACCGAUACAGCCUCUUCCAGGCACGGAACUAGAGCACUAUGGGGUAGAUCAGCAAGAAGCAGGGUAUGACAGUGAUGGUUGGUGUCCACCAUUACCAGUCCAGACAUACUUACAUCAGGGAAUGGAGGAUGAACUUGAAGAAGAAGAUGACAGAGUUCCUACACCUCCUGUCCGAGGAGUGGCUUCUUCCCCUGCAAUUUCCUUUGGACAGCAGUCCACUGCAACACUAACACCAUCUCCACGGGAAGAGAUGCAACCUAUGCUUCAGGCCCACCUUGAUGAAUUGACCAGAGCCUAUCAGUUUGAUAUAGCAAAGCAAGCAUGGCACAGUCAAAGCAAUACUCAGCCCCCUCAGACCCCAGUACCACCUUUAGGAUAUGUGUCAGGAACUCUAAUAUCAGAUUUGGAAACAGAUAUUCCAGAGGAUGAUGAUGAGGAGGAUGAUAUUGAAGAAGAAGAAGAAGCUAUAGAAAUUACAAGGCCACUGAGAGGACUAGAGCAUACUCCAGGCUCCAGCAUGGACAAUUUAGACAGCUCCGUGACAGGCAAACCAUAUUCUUCCUCUCAGAGACCUCGACCAACCAGUCCAUUUUCUACUGACAGCAACACCAGUGCAACCCAGAAUCAGAGUCAAAGGCCUAGGCCUACCAAAAAACACAAGGGAGGCAGAAUGGACCAGCCCCCAUUGCCUCACCGUAGGGAAGGAAUAACAGAUGAUCUUCCACCACCACCAGACCCACCCCCUGGUCAGGGUUUAAGGCAACAGAUAGGCCCUGGCCAACGUGGAGGUUCGACAGAGAGAAAAGGAAGCUCUCUAGAACGACAGCAUGCAUCCAGCAUAGAUGAAACAAAGAGCUCUUUGGAUCGUCAAGCUAGAACGUCACUAGAGUGGCAGCGGCAAACCCAGGAAUGGAUAAGCUCCACAGAACUUCAAGGCCAGCAAAAGCAAGCAUUUGGAUCAGAAGAAGCACUGGUUCCAUAUAGCAAGCCUAGUUUCCCAUCCCCAGGUGGUCACAGCUCUUCAGGUACAGCAUCUUCAAAAGGAUCAACUGGACCCAGAAAAGGCGAGGUCAUACGAGGAGGUCAUCAACGCAACACCAGUGAUCUCAUUGAUGUAGGAUAUAUUGGAUCGAAUGGCCAAGGACAGUUUUCUGCUGAAUUAUGUAAGCCUUGUUUUAGAUGCAGUAAAAUGAAUGCUUUAAAAACAUGA